Leguminivora glycinivorella is the source of this 1234-nucleotide messenger RNA. RefSeq names its product sodium-dependent nutrient amino acid transporter 1-like. The record is from RefSeq and is a predicted model, not a curated record. Gene Ontology annotation, biological process: sodium ion transmembrane transport. The transcript has 5 exons. Bases 45 to 746 code for a protein of 233 amino acids. NCBI's taxonomy places the organism in Eukaryota, Metazoa, Arthropoda, Insecta, Lepidoptera, Tortricidae. Gene Ontology annotation, molecular function: L-amino acid transmembrane transporter activity. Gene Ontology annotation, cellular component: membrane.
ACUUACCAAUUGAUCGGCAGCUGUUCGCGGUCCUGUUCUUCCUGAUGAUGGCCGUGCUCGGCAUCGGGUCUGGGGUCGCUCUGCUGUCCACGCUCAACACCGUGUUGCUGGAUGCCUUCCCGAGGGUUCCCACCAUCUUCAUGGCGGCCGGCGCCUGCACCGUCGGGUUCCUCGUGGGUCUCGUAUAUGUGACACCGGGUGGACAAUACGUUCUUGAGAUUGUCGAUUAUUACGGAGGAACGUUUAUGCGACUUUUCGCUGCUAUUGCGGAAACUAUUGCUGUCUUUUGGAUUUAUGGUUUGGAGAACCUUUGCGUCGACAUUGAAUUCAUGUUGGGCAUUAAGACUAGCUGGUACUGGCGCAUAUGCUGGUCUAUCGUGACUCCAGUUGUGAUGAUCACGGUCUUCAUGUACGCAAUGGUGACCACUGAAGCUCUCGUCUUUGGUGGCACAUACGUAUACCCGAGGGCUGCCUACAUUGCUGGUAACAUGCUUCAAUAUGUAGGAAUGGCGCUGAUUCCUAUCUUUAUUGUGGCAUCUCUUUGGAAGUAUACAUCUCCUACGUUUACUGAGACGGUGAAGCGCGCGUUCAAGAAGAAGGCCAGUUAUGGUCCAUCGGACGCGGAUCUGCGUAAGGACUGGAAGCAAUUCAGCCUGCAAGCCAAGCGCGACCGCGAGUCCGUCAGCAACAACUGGAUACAGCGUAUCGGGCGGUCCCUCGCAGGGAAACAUCGGAAGAAUAAAUAGAGCCGAGGCAGACAUACUUGUAAAAAGGACUCAUCGCCAUACUAAGGAUAAGUCGAGGCACACUGAAGGGACAUCCCUAAAAUUUUCAUCGACAAUCAAAUCGAUGGUACUGUCAAGAUCAAAAUAUUAUGCAUAAUUUAAUUUACUUUUAUAAUUAUCCAAAAUUCGAUUAUCGAUAUCGAAUCGAUAAAGUGCCCCGAAUUAUCACAGGCCAUCGCUAGUUCAAAGAACCGCAAACGUCGAUUUCAGUGGUUUGGGACCAUACUAUUCAAUAUACUUGGUGACUUGGUCUAUUAUAUUCCAAAUUGGAACUCAUGUUUUAGCAUUAUUGUUUCUGUGGCUUGAAAAGCCGUAAUGAAUAUCCCUAAAGGGCCGCGAAUGCCGGUCCCAGUCCUAAACAUUUAUUAUGAUAUGAUAUCUCAACUUAAUGUAUUAAAUGUAAUGAAACUUAUGAAUAAAAUAAUAAUUAUUUUUUUUACCGUUGUUAA